AUGUCAGACACAUCUGCCCUGCUGAAGGCUGGCAUGGCACUAAGGACAGUGAUGGUACUGGUGAUGGUGGUGGGGUGUUUAGGAGACCAAUCGUGUUCCCUACUGGGCCAAACCACUCUGCCUGUGCUGUCUGCUGAUGGGGACUUUAACAUCGGGGGAGUGUUCUCCAUACACAGCCAACCUCUCUUCAAGGUCCAUUCAUUCACCUCUAUACCAGAGAAGACAGCCUGUAUCAGCUUUAACCUGCGUGAAUUCCAGUUUGCUCAGACAUUGAUCUUUGCCCUGGAGGAGAUCAACAACCGUAGUGAUCUGUUGCCUGGUUUAUCUCUGGGUUACCAGGUCUAUGACUCCUGCGCAUCUGUGCCUUUGGCCAUUCAAUCAGCCCUGGCACUAAUGAACAGCCCAGGGAUUCAUGACAGUCUGAGUGAACCCUCCUCUUGUUCCAGUCAUCCAGCAGUGCUGGGAAUCGUAGGGGAGUCCAGCUCCACUCCUACCAUUGGAAUAUUAUCUGUAGCUGGACCAUUCAGCAUGCCUGUGAUCAGCCACUUCGCCACCUGUGAUUGUCUGAGUAACAGAAAAAAAUACCCUUCUUUCUUCAGAACCAUCCCCAGUGACCUCUAUCAGAGCAAAGCUUUAGCAAAGCUGGUGAAGCACUUUGGCUGGACCUGGGUUGGUGUGGUGAACAGCAAUAAUGACUAUGGCAACAACGGAAUGGCCACCUUCAUAGAGUCUGCACAUCAGGAAGGGGUCUGUGUGGAAUACCAAGAGGCAAUCUACCGCACAGACUCCAAAGAGAAGCUCCUGAAGACGGUAAGGGUGAUGAGGAGAGCCACAGCCAGGGUUGUGGUACUAUUCGUGGGACUGGGGGACCUAAUCCCCCUGCUGAAUGAGCUGGCCCAUGAAGGGGACCCAGGGCUGCAGUGGGUUGGCAGUGAGUCCUGGAUCACAGCAAGAAUUCUGGCGGAGAAACAGUCAUACGGCUUCCUGAGGGGGGCAGUGGGUUUUGCCAUUGGAAACGUCAAGCUGGAUGGUCUGGAGGGGUUCCUUGACAGUGUCCACCCUUCACAGGACCCAGACAAUGCCCUGCUGAGGGAGUUCUGGGAGACGGUGUUUCAGUGCUCCUUCAAAAGGAGCAGAGAGGAAAACAGAGGCACAUUGUGCACUGGGGCAGAGAGCUUAGCAGGGCUGAAGAACCAGUACAAUGACGUGUCAGAUCUUCGAAUUUCCAGCAAAGUGUACACAGCUGUAUAUGCUAUCGCACACUCUUUGCACAACAUACAGACAUAUUUAAAAAAUGACAGUGGCAGAAGCAACAGAUCAGUUCCUACCUACACACCACAGCAGGUGCUGGACUACCUAAGGGAGGUGAGGUUUACAAUGAAGACAGGAGAGGAGAUAUUGUUCAAUGGCCACGGGGACACAGUGGCGCGAUACGAAUUGAUAAACUGGCAGCAGGAGGCGGAUGGGACCCUUAAUUUCCAUUCAGUUGGACUGUAUGACACUUCGAUGCCCCCUGAAAAAACUUUGAUAAUCAACCAGAAGAAAAUGGUCUGGGCAGGCGGCCAGGCAGAGGUGCCUGUUUCAGUUUGCAGUCAGAGCUGUCCUCCUGGUACUCGUAAGGCCGUGCAGAAAGGAAAGCAUGUUUGCUGUUAUGACUGUAUACCGUGUGCUGAGGGAGAAAUCAGCAAUAUCACAGAUUCUAAUGUGUGCUAUCAUUGUGACUUGGAGUAUUGGUCAAAUGAGAAAAGGAAUCUCUGUGUGUUGAAACCUGUUGAAUUCCUCUCCUUUGAAGAAAUCAUGGGUAGAGUUCUGGUCUGUUUCUCCUUGUUUGGGACUGGUGUUACUACCCUGAUAGCUGUUGUGUUUUUUAUACAUAGAGACACUCCAAUUGUCAGGGCCAACAAUUCUGAGCUGAGCUUCCUGCUCCUUUUCUCCUUGACUCUGUGUUUUCUGUGUUCUCUUACUUUCAUUGGCCGGCCCUCUGAGUGGUCCUGUAUGUUGCGCCACACAGCAUUUGGAAUCACCUUUGUCCUCUGUAUCUCUUGUGUUCUGGGGAAAACACUAGUGGUGUUGAUGGCCUUCAGGGCUACACUUCCAGGCAGUAAUGUCAUGAAAAUGUUUGGUCCUCCACAGCAGAGAUUCAGUGUUCUAGCAUUUACUCUCAUACAAGUCCUGAUCUGUGUUAUUUGGUUGACAAUCUCUCCUCCAUUCCCAUACAAGAAUAUGUUGCACUAUAAAGAAAAGAUCAUUCUCGAGUGUAAUGUGGGUUCACCUUUUGGUUUCUGGGCUGUGUUGGGGUAUAUAGGACUCCUGGCUCUAUUGUGCUUUGUGUUGGCUUUUCUGGCUCGGAAGCUGCCUGAUAACUUUAAUGAGGCCAAAUUCAUCACCUUCAGCAUGCUGAUCUUCUGUGCAGUCUGGAUCACCUUUAUCCCUGCUUAUGUCAGCUCUCCUGGAAGGUUCACUGUGGCUGUAGAGAUAUUUGCUAUUUUGGCCUCCAGUUUUGGUUUACUUUUCUGCAUAUUUGCUCAUAAAUGUUUUAUUAUAUUACUGAGGCCAGAGAGGAACACCAAGAAACAUGUUAUGGGUAAAACUACCAAUGAUAUACAUGUACAUUAUUAA
This is a messenger RNA of Esox lucius (northern pike), 2619 nucleotides long. RefSeq names its product extracellular calcium-sensing receptor-like. Gene Ontology annotation, molecular function: G protein-coupled receptor activity. Bases 1 to 2619 code for a protein of 872 amino acids. NCBI's taxonomy places the organism in Eukaryota, Metazoa, Chordata, Actinopteri, Esociformes, Esocidae. The record is from RefSeq and is a predicted model, not a curated record. The transcript has 6 exons. Gene Ontology annotation, biological process: G protein-coupled receptor signaling pathway. Gene Ontology annotation, cellular component: membrane.